Molecule: messenger RNA, 555 nt
Organism: Penicillium waksmanii
Lineage: Eukaryota; Fungi; Ascomycota; Eurotiomycetes; Eurotiales; Aspergillaceae
Exons: 1
Coding region: 1-555 (184 amino acids)
Biological process (GO): positive regulation of transcription by RNA polymerase II
Cellular component (GO): nucleus
Molecular function (GO): sequence-specific DNA binding
Source: RefSeq, a predicted model, not a curated record
AUGGCAGGCGACAGUACCUUGUUUCACUCCUUCUGGUGGACACACUAUGUAACAUUCUGUGCUUUAGCGGUGGUUUAUGUCUGGGGAAUCCAGUUGGUUAGGCGGCCAGCGCGUCAGACCGAUGAUGAAUUCUAUGCGAAGUUGUUUGAUUUGGCUGAGAGAUGUCGGGCACAUCUAAGGCGAGCUACAGCCGGGUUGUCACCUAAUCGGCGAUACGAUAUCAUUCUUGAAGAAUUGAGAAGAGAAGCUCGCAACUCCCACUAUCAUAAAGGUGGAGCAGCUGAAGUCGACCGUGGAGAAUUUCUGGCUAUCGAGGAUGAUGAUGCCGCCGGUCUACAUGACCCAUUUUUCCACGAUCCGCAUGUCACGAGCUCUUGUGACCCGAAUUUUUUAGGAAUUGCGUAUAAUGGAGCGACCUCUUCAGCAUUCGGAUUCGAGGGAGCAUUUCAGUUUUCUGAUUGGCUAACACUCGACUCAUCGGUACGUCUUACAAUCAACACUGGUAGAACCUCGUCGUCGACUAACUUUACUCAAGGCCUUUUUUCCAGUGGCUGA